Messenger RNA from Linnemannia hyalina, 918 nucleotides. The record is from the annotation of a GenBank genome assembly. NCBI's taxonomy places the organism in Eukaryota, Fungi, Mortierellomycota, Mortierellomycetes, Mortierellales, Mortierellaceae.
AUGACAUCCUCUUCAACCUACCCCUUCUACCAGCUCGACAUCUUCACCGACAAGGGCUACCUCGGCAACCCUCUCGCCGUCAUCGUCGCACUCGACCCUGCCCUGCCCAUUCCCAACGACGAACAGAUGCAAAAGAUCGCCAACUGGACAAACCUCUCCGAGACUACCUUCCUCCUCCCGCCCACCGACCCCUCUAUGGCCAACUACAAAGUCCGUAUCUACACCCCUACCGAGGAGCUCCCCUUUGCCGGUCACCCCACCAUUGGAACCUGCCGCACCUUCCUCGAACAUACCCAGGGUGGCGUCCAGCAGGCAAAAGGACGAAAGAUUAUCCAGGAGUGUGGUGUCGGCCUUGUCAACUUGCUGGUCGCCGAAGAUGGGUCGAUUGCCUUCACGGCUCCACCACUCUCCAAGACCGGACCUGUCGAAGAGGAAAAAGUCCUCGUUGCCUGCAAGACCAUGGGCAUUGCUCGUGAGGAUGUGAUUGACACACAGUGGGUCAUCAACGGACCCCAUUGGUUUGCUCUCCAGCUGAAGGAUGUCACUACGGUGUUGAGUGCCAGUCGCAUCCCCAACCAAGAGUCCAAGAAGCUCAAGUGGGGUGUAGUUGGUCUCUAUUCCCCUCAAGAGAGACAGUCUGCUGAUGCUCCGUUCUGUGAGAUCCGCGCCUUCCCCCACGCCGUGGAGGUCGACGAAGACCCUGUUACUGGGUCCUUCAAUGCCGGUGUGGCUCAGUGGUUGAUUGGAAAGGGUUUGGCUCCUACCAACUAUGUCGCAUCGCAGGGACUGGCGAUGGGCCGACGCGGUCGCGUUGUCGUGCACCGUGAUGACUCUGACCUCACCCUCGAAGAGUUCAAGCGCCCUAUCUGGAUUGGCGGAGAGUCAGUCAUCUGCGUCCGCGGAACCAUCCAAAUCUGA